Messenger RNA from Symphalangus syndactylus (siamang), 3630 nucleotides. RefSeq names its product germ cell nuclear acidic peptidase (gene GCNA). Gene Ontology annotation, cellular component: nucleus. The record is from RefSeq and is a predicted model, not a curated record. Lineage: Eukaryota; Metazoa; Chordata; Mammalia; Primates; Hylobatidae.
CUGUCUCCAUACUGGAGUGCAAUGGUACGAUCUCUGCCUCCCAGGUUCAAGGGAUUCUCCUGCCUCAGCCUCCCGAGUAGCUGGGAUUACGGGCGCGCGCCACCACACCUGGCUAAUUUUUUUUAUCUUUAGUAGAGACGAGGUUUCACCAUGUUGACCAGGCUGGUCUCGAACUCCUGACUUCGUGAUCCACCCGCCUCAGCCUCCUAAAGUGCUGGGGUUACAGGCGUGAGCCACUGUGCCCGGCCAGCUCUGCCACUUUCUAGCUGUGUGAUCUCUAAAAUGAGAGUGCUAACAGUUGCCUACUUUUUAAAGUGUUGUAUGAAUUAAGUCGUAAGACACUUGGAACAAUGCUUAGCACAAAAUAAUAUCAAACGCAGGGACAUUUUAUUUGUUUUCUGUUACCCAAAGGCAUACAUUACGAAAUAUAUGGAUGCUCGCUGGAGAAACUGGCACAAUCUAGAAAGCGCUGUUUUCCCCGUUUGUUUUUCUUGGUGUGUAUGGAGUGAGUGCCAAAAAGCCUCAAGUAACCUUUUUUUAUCUCCAGGUUUUGGAGGGUUCUGGAAGUAAACAUCAGAGUUCGCCAUAGCCAGGCGCUGUUGAGUUGCUGCCUUGCUCUUAUCUAGGGGUCUAGAUUGCCUUCUCUGCAACCCCCGCCCCUCUGCGCUCCCGCCUCCCCCUGCGCCCCACCCCCACCCCGUGUUCUCGUCCACGCCCCUGUUCCCGCGCCCUCGCCCCCGUUCUCGUGCCCCGCCCCUCCCCCCGUGGUUGCAAUAACAGACUUAGAGGUCUGGACAAUUCAAGUAGGAAACAAGUCUCGCUUAUCCAAGUUCUCGCAGGAUAAAAUUUGUUAGGAAGGAUUUCACAUGGUUUCUCUUUAUCAGAAAGUUGUUAGGGACUUUUAAUCACAGAAUUGGCCUCGGGUGCCCACGCUCUAGUAUUGAAAUGGCGCUUUUGGGACAAAGAAGCAACAUCCGUGGGAGUGGAAAGCGAUAGUCCUGACUCCGGAAGUGUUACAAUUAGGCGCCAAGUUCACAGGCGCGAAGUUCAAAUUUGGCUUGUGACGACUGUGAUAGGUGGGUACAGGGGAGCGCGGGCGAGCACACGUGAAUUCCUGCCGCCCCCUAGGUCUGGGCACUAUAAAGGGGCCUGCGCCUGGCGUUGUUCAUCGCAGUUGCUCGGGAUCUUUGCACAUACUCCAUGAGCAGUUAGAGCUGAGCUGCUUCCGGCCACGCCAGAGGCUGCAACACCAGACAUGGAUGGGUACAAAGAAGAGCUGCCCCGCUUGCAAGAGCCGGAGGACGAGGAUUGUUACAUCCUUAGCGUUCAGUCAAGCAGUGAUGACACCAAUGGGUCUUCUGUGGCCAGAAGAGCUCCAAGGAGACGGGUCAGUUGCAUCCUUAAUGUCCGGUCAAGGAGUGGUGACACCAAUGGGUCUUCUGUGGCCAGAAGAGCUCCGAAGAGACAGGCGAGCUCCGUGGUAGUGAUUGACUCUGAUUCUGAUGAGGAAUUUCACACCUAUGAGGAGAAGAAAGCUAAGUUAUUGGAAAUAAACAGCAACGAUGAGAGUCCAGAGUGUUGUCAUGUGAAGCCUGUCAUCCAGGAACCUCCAAUAGUUAUUAGUGAUGAUGACAAUGACGACGACAACGGUAAUGAUGUGGAAGUUCUCUACGACAACAGCAAUGAUUUGAAAGCUCCCGACGACAACAGUGAUGAUUCGGAUGUUCCCAACGACAGCAGUGAUGAUUCGGAUGUUUCCGACGACAGCAGUGGUGAUUCGGAUGUUUCCGACGACAGCAGGGAUGAUUCGGAUGUUUCCGACGACAGCAGUGCUGAUUCGGAUGUUUCCGACGACAGCAGUGAUGAUUCGGAUGUUCCUGACAACAGUGAUGAUUCGGAUGUUACCGACGACAACAGUGAUGAUUCGGAUGUUCCCGACAACAAGAGUGAUGAUUUGGAAGCUCCCGACAACAAUAGUAAUGAUUUGGAAGUUCCUGUGCCAGCAGAAGAUUUGUGUAAUGAAGGCCAAAUUGCCUCAGAUGAAGAAGAGCUGGAUGAGGCUGCUGCUGCUGUCUCCCAGCACCAUUCAUCUGAUGAUGCUGGUGAGCAGGAUCUUGGUGAGAAUCUCAGCGAACCACCAAGUGAUCCUGAGGCUAACCUUGAAGUUUCAGAGAGAAAGCUGCCAACUGAGGAAGAGCCUGCACCUGUGGUGGAACAAUCAGGGAAAAGGAAGUCAAAACCCAAAACUAAUGUGGAGCCACUGAGGAAAAGGCAGACAAAGACCGAAAAUAUAGUGGAGUCUCUGAGGAAGAGGAAGGCAAAAACCAAAAAUGUAUCUGUGACACCUGGACAUAAGAAGUGUGGGCCUUCAAAGAAGAAACCCGGUGCGGCAAAAGUUGGAAAACGCAAGACUAGGACUCCUAAGUGCAAAGUCCCUGGAUGUUUCUUGCAUGACCUUGAAAAGUCAAAGAAAUACUCUGGAAAAAAUUUAAAGCGAAAUAAGAAUGAGUUGGUUCGGAGAAUCUACGACCUGUUUAACAGAUCCGUCUGUGAUAAAAAGCUGCCAGAGAAACUACGGAUAGGCUGGAAUAACAAGAUGGUGAAAACUGCUGGCUUAUGCAGCACUGGUGAGAUGUGGUACCCAAAGAGGCGGCGCUUUGCCAAGAUCCAGAUUGGCUUGAAAGUCUGCAACUCUGCAGACCGAAUCCGGGAUACCUUGAUCCAUGAACUGUGCCAUGCUGCUUCCUGGCUGAUUGAUGGUAUCCGUGAUUCUCAUGGUGACGCAUGGAAGUAUUAUGCCAGGAAAUCCAACAAGAUACACCCGGAGCUGCCCAGGGUCACCCGUUGCCAUAACUAUAAGAUUAACUACAAGGUCCAUUAUGAAUGUACUGGGUGCAAAACGAGGAUUGGCUGCUACACCAAAUCAUUGGACACCAGCCGCUUCAUCUGUGCCAAAUGCGAGGGGUCUCUGGUCAUGGUGCCAUUAACUCAGAAAGAUGGGACCCGUAUUGUGCCCCACGUGUGACCAUUUGCUGUGUAUGUGCAGAAGUAUUAUAGAAAAAUUAUGCAGGAGAUGGCUAGGAUUAGCCUUGGGGAUGUGAUGAAAACAUUUGGCAGGAAUUACAAGGCAGUGAAAAAUUCUUAAGGUUAUCUGAGAGUGUAUUCAUGUGAGCUAUAUCCUUUACUGGUAAGAAGUUUUAGAAAAGUUUGUUUUGUGAAAUUAGGAAUAUUAGAAUUUAGGUACUGUUAAGUAAGUAAUAUUAGAAUUUAAGGUUCAUGUUAUUAAUGAUGAUUGACCUUAACCAGGGACUCUAUUGCUAACCAUUCUGCGCCCUUGACAGGGUAUUUCUGAAGCCCUUGGGAUCUACCUUGGGUUUUACUUGAGUUCCAUAUUUUUCACACGUAGGACAAAAUGCAAAAGAAAAGUGAGUUUUCAAGAGUGGCAGGUUGAGAGAAAGAGGAGAAUGCUGGAAAGAGGACAAGUUUGAGAGGCAACACUUAAACACCAGGGCUACUGUGACAUCUAUGUAGACAGGAAAGACAAAUGUGUUUCAUAAAAUUCGUUGCUGAUGGUAUUGAUUGAACCUAUCUGAGCCAUGUAAUCAAAAAAUAAAAGUUUUCUGCAUCUCG